AUGAACUUGCUUGCCUAUCACGAGUUGCACACAAGUGAGCUCAAUGAUGGCUAUGAUUGGGGGCGUCUUAAUCUUCAUUCAGUCACUGAGCAAAGCUCUCUCGAUGACUUCCUUGCGACUGCCGAACUUGCUGGAACAGAGUUUGUGGCUGAGAAGUUAAACAUUCAGUUUGUGCGUCCUGAGACUAGGACUGGGCUGCUGUCUUUUGAGGAGAGCCAAAGAAUUAAGAAGCUUCAUGAAGAAAACAAGCAGUUCUUGUGUAUACCAAGGAGACCAAACUGGGACAAAGAAACUAGUCCAGAAGAACUCAAACAGGCAGAGAAAGAUAACUUUCUAGAAUGGAGACGUCAGCUUGUCCGGCUAGAAGAGGAGCUAAAGCUGAUCCUGACUCCAUAUGAAAGGAAUCUAGACUUCUGGCGCCAGCUCUGGAGGGUCAUUGAAAGAAGUGAUAUUGUGGUCCAAAUUGUAGACGCUCGAAACCCACUGCUGUUUAGAUGUGAGGAUUUGGAGCGUUACGUGAAGGAGCUCAACGGUGAUAAGGAGAAUGUGAUUUUGAUCAAUAAGGCGGACCUGCUGAGCGCAGAGCAGCGCCGGGCCUGGGCCGCGCACUUCGAGAAGGAGGGCGUGAAGGUCAUCUUCUGGUCCGCUUUGGCCGAAUCUGUUCAGCGGAACAGAGGCGCACAGGAGGAAGAGAAUGGAGCUGCUGGAGGAACCAGCACAACUGAGCUUGAGGACUCGGAUGGGGAGGAGCAGGCGGAGGCGGAGAUUCCAGACCCGCGGACUGAGCGGAUCCCCGGCAGGGCGUUUCCCUCUCCUAGUGACACCGCCUCCAGCAGCGAGGACGACAGCGAGUAUGAGGACUGUCAGGAGGAGGAGGAGGAGGAGGAAGAUUGGCAGACGUGUUCGGAAGAUGACAGCGACCUUGAAGAAGAGUCUGGUGACGGGAACUGGAAGAAAAGCUGUACUGCCGAUGCUGACCCUCCAGACAGGGAAGCCCCGCAGAAGAGGCAAGCACGCAAUUCUAGCCAUCUGGUAUCAAAACAGGAAUUACUGGAGAUCUUUAAGCAGUUACACACUGGGAAGAAGGUGAAAGAUGGACAGCUUACUGUUGGACUGGUGGGGUACCCCAACGUGGGCAAGAGCUCGACGAUCAACACCAUCAUGGGUAACAAGAAGGUGUCAGUGUCCGCCACCCCUGGUCAUACCAAGCACUUCCAGACGCUCUACGUGGAGCCCAGCCUCUGCCUGUGCGACUGCCCUGGACUGGUGAUGCCAUCCUUUGUCUCCACCAAGGCUGAGAUGAUCUGCAAUGGAAUCCUGCCAAUCGACCAGAUGAGAGAUCACGUCCCACCUAUAGCACUGGUUUGCCAGAAUAUCCCAAGACGUGUGUUCGAAGCCACCUAUGCAGUUGCUAUCAUAAAGCCAAGAGAGGAUGAAGAUCCCCAUCGACCCCCAACCUCAGAAGAGCUGUUGUCGGCUUAUGGCUCUAUGCGGGGGUUUAUGACAGCUCACGGGCAGCCAGACCAGCCCCGCUCGGCGCGGUACAUCCUGAAGGACUACGUCAGUGGUAAGCUGCUCCACUGCCACCCUCCGCCUGGAACCGACCCUGUGCUGUUUCAGCACCAGCAUCAGCGGCUCCCAGAGAACAGAGCAGAUGAAGAAGAGAUCAGAAUGCGGCCGGGCAGUCAUAAAAAUACAAAGCAGAUUGAAAAUACAGUAGACAAGACCUUUUUUCAUCAAGAGAACAUGAGAGCCUUGACCAAGGGGGUCCAGGCUGUGAUGGGCUACAAGCCUGGGAGAGGCCUGGUGACCACAACUAGUCAGUGUUCUGAAGCCGGGGCUGGGAAGCCCUGGAAAAAGCAUGGCAACCGGAAUAAAAAAGAGAAAAGCCGCAGACUCUACAAGCACCUGGAUAUGUGAGUGGGCCCGGCAGAAAUGGCACCUGCGUCGUGUGGAUGGACGGGCCUGGGCGCCUUUUCAGGACAUGGCCUCUAGAAAGGACCCUGCUGCUGGCAGCACGACCCCUCGGCAGCCUUGAUAGCAAGACUGACGAUCCUGGAAGCGCCAGCUCCGACUCGGGUCUCCCUGGAGCCACCACCACCACCCCCCCACCCCGGACUGUGGUGCCUUCAGAAGACUGGCCUCAAGAUGAGUGAAUGGCUGCUGUCUCUGUUUGUUGUGAAUUUGUACAAAGGUGCAUAGUGGUUCAUAAGGGUAAGUUUUUUAAAAGAUAGUAAAAUCAAGUUGCUAGUGACAUGUCUUACUGGUUUAAAUAAACAAAUGCACUGCCA
Echinops telfairi (small Madagascar hedgehog) is the source of this 2291-nucleotide messenger RNA. RefSeq names its product large 60S subunit nuclear export GTPase 1 (gene LSG1). Gene Ontology annotation, cellular component: cytosol. Gene Ontology annotation, biological process: ribosomal subunit export from nucleus. The transcript is spliced from 14 exons. The record is from RefSeq and is a predicted model, not a curated record. NCBI's taxonomy places the organism in Eukaryota, Metazoa, Chordata, Mammalia, Afrosoricida, Tenrecidae. Gene Ontology annotation, molecular function: GTP binding; GTPase activity. Bases 1 to 1920 code for a protein of 639 amino acids.